Messenger RNA from Grosmannia clavigera kw1407, 1845 nucleotides. Its product is annotated as homeobox transcription factor. The coding region runs from base 1 to 1845 and encodes 614 amino acids. Gene Ontology annotation, molecular function: DNA-binding transcription factor activity, RNA polymerase II-specific; DNA binding. Gene Ontology annotation, cellular component: RSC-type complex; nucleus. NCBI's taxonomy places the organism in Eukaryota, Fungi, Ascomycota, Sordariomycetes, Ophiostomatales, Ophiostomataceae. The record is from RefSeq and is a predicted model, not a curated record. Gene Ontology annotation, biological process: regulation of transcription by RNA polymerase II. The transcript is spliced from 2 exons.
AUGGACUACACCACAAUGAUGCAGAGCGUGCCCCAUAUGGCGGCUGCCUACCACACAAUGGCGCUCUCCGAUGGCCAGCCAAGGCCAAACCAGAUGUACUCGUUCGCCUACAGCAGCGAUCCUCUCUAUCUUGUCCCCCAUCUUCCUCACCACCACGAUUCUGUCGACCACUCUCAGGCGUGCAUGCAGCCCUCAAAGCAGACAGAGCCAAAGCCGCGGCUGGCGAAGGACGAAGUCGAUUUGCUCGAGAACGAAUUCAAGAAGAACCCGAAGCCUUCUUCCCAGCGGAAGCGCGAGAUUGCCGAUCUUCUCAAAGUAGAGAACCCCAGAAUCAACAACUGGUUCCAGAACCGACGUGCAAAGGCCAAGCAGAUGCUGCGGAGGGAGAUCGACACCAAGGCCACUGGCGAUGAGUCUUCGUCCGAGACACCGUCAGACCAACAGGAAGAUUGCACCGUGAGCGAAUACUACAGCUCCAGUAACCACAGCCAGCCUUUGCAGGCUUCGAGCGCAGCCUUCCCGACCGUCGAGCAACAGCGGCAGCUUGCCUUUUUCACGCCCGCAACCGAUGCUUCGAUCACGAACAGCGCUUCGCCCUCCGUCGAGGAAUACCCCUCGCCCAGGUCACUCGUCUUCCCGCCUGUCCACGACCUCUCAUCAUAUGCCCCGACCAUGAACGGCUAUCUCACCUCCGACGGCUCCCCGUGCCACGAGACCAUGGAGCACGAACAUGCACUGCAUGGCUUCGAUCCGUCGACGAUGGCAGCGUUCGUCCCCUUCACAAAUAUGGGCAUGGACUCUGUCAUAGCACCACAACCCGUGUCUUACCACUCUGAACUCAUGGGCAUGGAUGGCAUCCAUCACUUGAGCAAGGAGUCGGUUGCCAACCUGAGCCACGAAGCACAGGCCCUGCAGCAUGGCGUGCCGCCUCCGAUCCAGCAACUGUCAUCGCCAAUCUCCUCGCACUCGCCGUCUUCUGCCGCCUCCGAUCUUCGAUUUAAAUCUCCUCCACCACCCGCAAACAUUGCCAACCGCCGCAACAAAGGCGCGCCAGCCAUGUUGAACCCAACUGCCCUUCGCAAUGGUCCAUACGGCCCGAAGACCGGGAUCGAAAUGGGCAAGCGAAUUGACGCCCCGACUCCAAUUCGCCGCAUAUCAUCUGCCAAUGGUCUUAUUAAUCGAAUCCAAAAACCGGCCAUGGCACCUGUCCCUCGUUCCCCGCUCUACUUUGAGCGGAAUAAGGACGUGUUGAUGCAGUCGCUGCAGACAGCAGCAGCCGGACCGGCCUCCCUUGUUCGCUCGACAAGCAGCAACAUUUCUCCCGUGACUCCACGCGAGUGUAUCGCGUCAUAUAACCAUGGUAUGCUUGAGGCGAGCAGCUCGGUGUCGGAGGACGAGGCAUUCUCCGUCAGCGGCUCCAUGCAGCACCCCUUCUUCAGCAUGGGACAGACACUGAAAACACCACCCGGCACGCCUGGGUUCAACGGAGGCCACGUUGACCGGCAAGCAAGUAUGGACCCGUGGGGCUUCGUUCCUCAGGACGAGGCGCUUUUGACACCAAGUCUUGGCAGCUAUGGCUCGGAAGAGUUUGCCGUGCUGUCGUCGGCCCCAGCAUAUGCCUUGAACAGCCAGCCACCAACGCCAUCGUUCGGUCAGCAAGCUGGACACAACUACUUCCAAAUGCAGUUGCAAGGAGGUGAAGGCCAAGCCGAUUUCACAUUUCCGGGUGAGCCAAGUAUGCCACCAGGAUUUUUGGCAAAGUCGUCUCCAGGUCGACCUAAAAACAAACAAUUCCAGUUUACCCAAAACGUCACGCCCGACGACUUCUUCUCGAUCGAAAAAUGA